UGUUUCGAAAUUUUAUUAAUAUUACAGUUGGUUAGGAUCACGAUUUAAGAUGAUAAACGAACUUCUCGAAACGUUCCUUUUGGAGAAACACAAAGUAAAAGCAAAGGAAUCCAAUACGGAGACCAUCUUCGAACCAAGUCAUAAUUUUCGAAAUAGAUUUGAAUUGAACGAUUUGCUGUCCGAACGAUCUUCAAAUGUUUCAGGAGUAUCUACGUCAGGCAGCGUUUCGAAUGUAAAACAAAAAAUCGUAGAAGAAAAAGUUCAUAUACUUCGAAAAAUUAGGUUCGUGCAUCUACAAGUGUGCAAGGUAUCGAGGAUGGUGAACGAUAUAUUCAACGCCCAAAUAUUAAUAUAUACGAUCACGACACUGUUACAUUGUACUAUAUGUAUCUACAGCUUGUACAUGAAUCUUCACAGAGGCCUUACUUUUAUAACAGAUCAUUUGGAUAUGACAUCAAUGUAUAUGUUGGACAGCGUAGUUGGUACCUUGAAGAUCGCUUUAAUGAGCUACGACUGCGAAUAUACAAUGAGACAGGCUAGCAAAACGAUAGGAAACAUCCACGCGUAUCCUGUGCACGAAGGAAACGCAGAAUUAACAGAUGAGAUCCUCCAUUUUUCUUGGCAAAUAUCGUACACGCAACUUGAAAAGACGAAAUCGGUUCAUUACAUAUUGAAUUAUGGAUUCGUCCGUUACUGUCUCAACUUCGUAAUAUCUUCUUUGGUGAUUAUGAUACAAUGGAGUCAGCACUUGAUAAAGAACGAUCCAGUGAUAAUCACAAACGAAACCACCACCUAUCAAACGUUACAAGAGAAUACCAGCAUAGAAGUGUAAUAGUAUAACGUUGGAUGCUUUUCGAUAGCGUCAUCUUAUGGAAUUAUAAAAGCCACACAUAAAAACUGUAAUUAAUCAUUAAUAAACUGCACCUCACAAAUAAGUUUUCUUUUACACAUUCAUCUUAGGAUCUUAAUUCGUUGAAAGUAUG
Molecule: messenger RNA, 983 nt
Organism: Bombus pascuorum
Lineage: Eukaryota; Metazoa; Arthropoda; Insecta; Hymenoptera; Apidae
Exons: 5
Coding region: 50-832 (260 amino acids)
Biological process (GO): sensory perception of taste
Cellular component (GO): membrane
Source: RefSeq, a predicted model, not a curated record